AUGAAGCGUAUUUCUUUGCUUGAGUCAAAUGCUAGGAGGUUUUUAGAGAAUGACCAACCCCUUAAUGCCAUUUCAAUUACUGCAAUUUUACGGGAAAUUGAACCAAAGUCGAUACAUUAUUUGCUUUUACAUGCAAAAACUUUAUUUGCUGCUCGUGAAUACGAUCUUGCUAUCCGUGUUGCAAGAGAUGUAUUGAAUUAUGAAGCAGAAAAUCCAGAGGCUAUUUUAAUUUCUAUGAAAUCAGCUUAUGAAUUGGGUGAUACAAGGGAAUGUUCAGCUUUAGCAGAAAAGCUUAGACAAAACCCAUCAAUGAAUGUUAUAGCAUUGUGUUAUUUGGGAAGAUGUUCUGAACUAUCUGGAGAUACCAAAAAAGCUGCACAAUACUAUCAGUUAGCUUUAGAGAUAGAUCCUUUUUGUGGGGAACCCAUGAAUGCUUUAAUUGAAAGAAGACUUUUAAACAUGAGUGACCUUAGGACACUUGUUGAAUCAUUAAAGUUACCACCUGAGGCAGAAGUUAUCCGUGCUUCUUACAAAGCCCGUUUACCGUUUGAAUCAAUUUCACAGGAACAUAAUAUAUUUAUUCCAAGAACAAUAUUACAAUUACAAACAGCUUCAAUUGCAUAUGAAAAAAAUGAUUUACAACAAGCGUUAACUUUAACAACAGAAUUAUUAGAAUCGAUGCCUUUUAAUAGAGAAGCUGUUUGUUUACAUCUUUCAAUCCUUGUGGAUAUGAAAGCAACUUCAAAAUUGUUUGAUCAAGCUCAUUAUUUAUGUAAUAAUAAAUUACAUGCAGAAUUAGCAGUUUAUGCGAUUGGUUGUUUUCAUUUUUCAUUAUCUAAUUAUGAACGUGCAGGACGUUUUUUCAGCAGAGCAACAGAGUUAGAUGCUUCAUUUGCUGAAGCUUGGAUUGCAUAUGGUCACUGUUAUGCGAAACUAGAAGAAGGUGAGCAAGCAUUAAGUGUAUAUAGAAGAGCUAUGAAUUAUUUCCCAGGUCUUCCUUGUUGCAGUACUUUUGUUGGGAUGCAAUAUAGCCGAAUUCAUCAAUGGAAAUUGGCAUCUUAUUUUCUUGAAGAAGCUAGGUUAAAUAUUCCAAAUGAUCCUCUUGUACUUAAUGAAAUUGGUGUUUUGUGUGUGAAAACAUACAGACUUCAAGAUGCUUUAAAGAUUCUUCGAAAGGCUUAUGAUUCUCUUGCAAAUCCAGAAAACCCUUCAGAGCAUCGAGAUUGUAUUAUUUUUAAUUUAGCAACUGUUUGUCGGAAAUUACAGUUAUAUGAGGAUGCUAUUUCAUUCCAUACCUUGUAUGUGAAAUGUCGUCCUAACGCCAGUCAUGGUCAUUGUUCACUAGCUUUUACGUAUCAUUUAAUGGGAAAUCUAAAGGCUGCCAUAUCUCACUAUCAUAUGGCUUUGAGUAUAAAGGCUGAUUCAUUUUGCCGUGAUAUGCUUGAUCGUGCACUGGCAACAGAAUUUGGAGGUGGUGCAAUGGGAUUUGCCUGGAGGACAGAAGGUAAUUUUGGUUCACCAUCUCCAGAUGAUGUUUCUUUUUCAACUGUAUCAAGAACGCUACGCUCUGAGUCAAUGGCUGCUGAAAGUAUGGGACCUUCACCGCGUCCAAGUGUCGGACGAAGUUUACCUUUUUAA
Molecule: messenger RNA, 1638 nt
Organism: Trypanosoma theileri
Lineage: Eukaryota; Euglenozoa; Kinetoplastea; Trypanosomatida; Trypanosomatidae
Product: CDC16 protein
Exons: 1
Coding region: 1-1638 (545 amino acids)
Molecular function (GO): protein binding
Source: RefSeq, a predicted model, not a curated record